AUGCCCCCUUUUAUCCCAACGAAACGCUCGCUGUCUCCUCAAGAGCAACCGCAAACCUCGCCACCUGCCAAACGCCGCGCAGUCGAUAAGCAGGCCGUGGAACCCAUCGACAGCUCCGAUUCGUCUCUUAGCGAUGCUUCCAGUGAAGAGGAAUGGGUCGAUGUCCAAAGGAAUCCAGUAAAUCUAGGCGAGAAUGGCGGCAAUGAGGAUAAAGACGAGCAUGACGACGACAGCGUGGACUGGGAGGAUGCCAUGGACACAGCCACUACCACCCCUGGUGGCCAGCCAGCUGAAGAUGUCGCGAUCCAAGACCUAGAACUCACCCUGGAUCCUACGGCGAAUGUCCCUGUGACCAGUCUGCUUGACACGAAAAAGGGCCCCUCCAAGAUCGAGCGUAUCAUCCGAUUGAAUACACACAGGUUGCAUGUGCAAUGCUUACUUUUCCACAAUGCUAUCCGCAAUUCUUGGAUCAAUGACGCCAAGGUCCACGACUUACUCAAAGCGCAACUGCCCGCAGGCAUUCAGAAGGAGAUACAGAGAUGGCGAGUCGCAUCGGCGUUAGUUCCCCCACCUCAGAAGGCAACUGACGACCGAUCGAAGGCAAAGGCUGCUAAAAAGAAAGGAUCGAAGAAAAAACAAAAUGAAAAUGCUCGCGAUUGGGGGGAGGAUGCGACGCGCUUAGAACCGGGGCAGCCGGACAUGAGUAACGGCGACCCCAUUCUACAAUUAUUGCGUAUCCUAGCAGCCUACUGGAAGAAGAAUUUCAAGGUCACAGCACCGGGACUGCGCAAAAAUGGCUACCGAACUGCAAUAAAGCUGGAGGAAAUUGUAUCUUCCUUCAAAAAAGAAGAGUAUGACCUGCAUACACACGGAGAGCGAAUCUCUGAUCGACAUGAAUUUCGCACUCUAGCUGAUAAACGGCAAGGCUCGCGAGAUGUCGGUGCACAGCUUUUCACAGCACUUUUACGGGCUUUGGGUAUCGAGGCGCGUCUGGUCUCUAAUCUGCAGCCUCUCGGCUUCGGGUGGACAAAAUCUGAAGUUGACACCUCUGAGACUGGGCAGCAGGAGGAUGUGAAUGGCCGUAAGAGUGUUCCUCAGAGCAGUGAUAGUGAUGAAGAGAUUGAGACAGACGGCGAAAAAAGCAACACGCGAACGGGUUACUCAAAAUCUAGUCAAUUUGAUCGCGAUUUGCCCUUCCCCGUUUACUGGACAGAAGUAGUAUCCCCAAUAACCCACGAAGUGAUCGCCGUGGAUCCCAUGGUGUUGAGCAAUCCAGUGGCUGCCACCCCUGAAAUGGUUGCAGCAUUCGAACCCAGGGGCGCGCUAGCUGAUAAGGCGAAACAAGUAAUUGCUUACGUCGUUGCGCAUUCUCCUGACGGCACGGCUAAGGAUGUUACAACACGAUAUCUUAGACGCCGGACGUGGCCAGGCAAGACCAAGGGAUACCGCCUGCCGAUGGAAAAGUUGGUUUUUAGGACUGCUAAUCGAGGCCAGGCAUAUGCAGUUGACUAUGAUUGGUUUCAGACAACAAUGAGAGGAUACUGCCGCUUCCAAAACCAACGCACGCUUGUAGACGACAUCGAAGAUGCGAAGGAUCUGGUUGCCAAUCAACCGGACAAAAAAGUUACAAAAAAGGAAGGCGAUACUUUACAGAGUCUGAAGGCCUCUACGGAAUUUGUCCUCGAGCGUUUUCUUCGCAGAGAAGAAGCACUAAAACCGGGCGCGAAAGUUGUACGAAAAUUCACCACAGGAAAGGGGAACAAAGCCAAAGAAGAGAAUGUCUAUCGCCGCGCAGAUGUCGUGAGAUGUUUAUCUGCUGAGAGCUGGCAUAAGGAAGGCCGGCGACCAAAGAUCGGGGAAACACCCUUGAAACGGGUACCCAUUCGAGCAGUCACCCUGAUGCGGAAACGAGAGGUAGAAGAGGCCCAGCGCGAGACGGGGAAGAAGCCCCUGCAGGGAUUAUAUGCUAUGUAUCAGACGGAAUUCAUCAUCCCACCUCCCAUUCAAAACGGUGUGAUUCCGAAGAACGAUUACGGAAACAUCGACUGUUUCGUUCCUAGUAUGGUCCCUCGAGGGGCAACUCAUAUCCCCUGGGGCGGAACAGUGCGCAUCUGCAAGAAGCUCGGCAUUGACUACGCCGAGGCAGUAACAGGGUUUGAGUUUGGCAGUAAAAUGGCCGUUCCUGUUAUCGAGGGCGUUGUUGUCGCCGAGGAGAAUGCAGACCUGGUGAAGGACGCGUGGAGAGCUGAUCAAGAAGUCCGCCGCGAAAAGGAGCGGCUGGCGCAAGAGAAACGCAUUUUGCAAACGUGGAGAAAGUUUGUUAUGGGAUUGCGUAUUAUGGAGCGCGUUCAGACCGAGUAUGGCGAGGAUGGGGAUGCUGAAAUCCAGAAUCCGUUUCAGCGGCGACGGCAUGUUGCUCAAUCUACAGACACGGCGGACACACGCCAGGGGAAACAGGAAAACUAUAAGCACGAGCAUCAUCAUGACCAUGAGAACGAACACGGUGAUGAAGCAGAUGAUCACUAUCAUGAGCAGAACGAUGUAGAAGACUACGGUGGAGGCUUUCUGUUGCCUGGAGAAGACGACGAUGGGAACGACUUUGUCGUCGAACACGGGGAUGAACCCGGUCGACAGGCCGCUCACGCGUCAAUGGACAGCGAUAAGGACGAGAGAGAUGAGGCUGAGCCCAUGGACGUGGGUAUGUCUGAUUCAGAAGAGGACUAUAAGCCGCCGCCUCGAACGUCCAAUCGCAGACGCAGACGCGGAGGGUGA
Molecule: messenger RNA, 2772 nt
Organism: Talaromyces atroroseus
Lineage: Eukaryota; Fungi; Ascomycota; Eurotiomycetes; Eurotiales; Trichocomaceae
Exons: 1
Coding region: 1-2772 (923 amino acids)
Biological process (GO): mismatch repair; nucleotide-excision repair
Cellular component (GO): nucleus; cytoplasm; XPC complex
Molecular function (GO): single-stranded DNA binding; damaged DNA binding
Source: RefSeq, a predicted model, not a curated record